CUCUCUCGCUUUCUCGACCGUCGUUCCUUCCUUUUCACUCCUCGGCGGAACACCGUUCACGUACGUCUUCCACGGCCAUCCAAUGAAAUUCUAUAAGAUUGCAUAGAGAGGAAUAAUACAAUCUGAUAAUAAAAACAAAAAGUACACAGUUGGCGAAAUUAUGGCGAAUAUCAAUAAGGAAUAUGGAAAAUUAACAGAAAUAAGUGUUCAUUUUACGGAGGAAACAUUAAAGCAGAUACUACAUAUCGUAGAUAAUGGAAAAGAAGUAAAUGUAUUAAGCUGGGAUUUUGAUGGAACAAGUAGCAAAGGUGACAACUAUUUGUCAACCAUUUAUAAAAUAAAAGUCAUUGGUACUGUAGAUGGAAAAGAAAUAGAAGUUGGUUUAGUGGUCAAAAGUCUACCAAAGAAUGUAGGCAGAAGGAAAACAUAUAGGAGCGCAGAGUUUUUCAGCAAUGAGAUUAUGUUUUAUACAAAGAUAAUUCCACAAUUUGAUAUAUUUGUGAAAGAAAAGCAUCAAGCACAAAUGUUAUGCAUUCCCCGUCAUUUUGCUUCUGUUAUGGAUGGUGAAAAUGAUUUUGUAGCAUUGGAAAAUGUUACUUUUUUGGGAUAUGGACCAAUAGCUAGACAAACUUCCUUAAAUGAAGCACAAUUCAAGAUAAUUUUGAAAGGUUUAGCAAGAUUUCAUGCAAUUUCUUUUGCAUUUAAAGAUCAGAAGCCAGAUAAAUUUAAGGAAAUUGUAGGAUAUUUGCAUGAAACAUACUAUAGUGAUAAUCAUUGGAAUUGGUACAAAAGAUUCCAUGAGAAAAUAGUAGAUAUUACAAAAAAUGCUUUAGCUAGAGAAUAUCCUAAUAGUGAAGCAGAAAAAAAGUUCAAGCCAUAUAAAGCUGAAGACUUGUUUCAAAAAGCAAUCAAAUUGUGCAAUCGUAAAUAUCAAUCAACAUCUGUUGUUAGUCAAGGUGAUUCAUGGCUUCCAAAUUAUAUGGUUCGGGAAGCUACUAAUGAAAUUAUGAUACUUGAUUUUCAAUUGGCAAGAUGUGCCAGUCCAGUUUUGGAUCUCUCAACUUCUUUUUAUUCUUGCACUGAGAAACCUCUUUGGGAUGAAAAAUUCGAUACAUUUUUAAAAUAUUAUUACAAUGAAUUAUCCAAGAACAUUACUUUACUUGGAUCUAAUCCUGAAAAUGUGUAUUCAUGGAGCACGUUUAUGAAGGAGACAAAAGAACAAUUUGUAUUUGGUAUGAUAUUUGCAAUGGAAAUAAUUCCAAUGAUUUUAGUGGAUGAUACUGAUGUAUUUGACUUAGAUAAUAUAGAAGAUGAUAGUGGAGUAGACAUAGCUGAUAUAUGGACAGUGUCAUAUAUCGAGACAAAAGAAGGAAGGCGUAGACUGGCUAAUAUUGUUGUACAUGCUGUUGAAAAAGGAUUUUUAUAAUCAUACAGACAAGUAUAUUUUAUACAUAAUGUUUAUUAAAUGUGUAGCAUUAAAUAAAAUAGAGACAAUCUGUA
Messenger RNA from Frieseomelitta varia, 1500 nucleotides. RefSeq lists its product as uncharacterized. The record is from RefSeq and is a predicted model, not a curated record. NCBI's taxonomy places the organism in Eukaryota, Metazoa, Arthropoda, Insecta, Hymenoptera, Apidae. The transcript has 6 exons. The coding region runs from base 161 to 1426 and encodes 421 amino acids.